Messenger RNA from Phytophthora sojae, 249 nucleotides. RefSeq lists its product as hypothetical. NCBI's taxonomy places the organism in Eukaryota, Oomycota, Peronosporomycetes, Peronosporales, Peronosporaceae. The annotation marks the transcript as partial. The record is from RefSeq and is a predicted model, not a curated record. The transcript has a single exon.
UGCAACGAUAUUGCACACGUGAUGUAUAACGGCAAGCGCUGCAUUUCUGCCGAAGCGCUGCUGCUUACAGGGUAUGUUUACUACGGCGAACACGUCUACCAUUCGUCCUCCGUGGUCCUGUUGAUGUUGGCACGCGUGAUACCGCAGCGGGUGAUUCGCACCUUCAAUGUGCUUCUGCUACGAUGGCCCCUGGACCCGAGAGACGGCACACUCGCUCAGGCCAACUCGUGUACGCAAGCGAAGACGGAC